AUGGCAGAACCGAUGAACAUUGAUCUUGCUGCUGCUGCUGCUGCUGCUGCUGCAGGCACUGCCGAGGCCUCCUCCGCCGUCGCCGACACGCGCAUCCUGGCCGAACCCGAGCAGCAACACGCUGCUGCUUCCUCAACUGCUCCCGCCGCCAUCGAAUCUGCUGCAACCACCGAAGCAUCCGGUGCCGCCGCUGCUGAAACCGAAACGGGCAAAGUCAUUUAUCGGCUCAAACUGGGCGGAUUCCCGAACAAGGGCGCUUCGCAAGCCGUGGUCAUGGCGCUCGUCUCCAACCUGAAGCUCAACCCCAUCGCCGUGUUCAAGAAGCCCGUCUAUACAACUGCCACCGUGACGUUUGCGACCCCCGAGGAACGUGAUCACGCCAUUUCCGUGCUCAACGGACGCACCUUCCAAAACUCGGCCCUUGUUGCGGAAGUCACGAGCGACUUUGUGGAGCGAGUUUCCACAUCUGAUCGCGGAGCAAAGAGGCAAGGCAAGCGUGCAGCAGAGGAGCCUGCGGGAGACAACCCCGAGAAGCGCGUGCGUGCCGCUUCUCCAGAAGCCAUUCGAAUCAUGCUGAACGACAAUGUGACGCCGUAUUGGCAGAAACCGUACGAAGAACAACUUGCGCUCAAGCAGGCGGACAUGCUGAGCGUCGUCAAGAAGUACAGCAGCACCAUGACGGCCAAGCACGGCAAGAAUGACAACUGGUCGCCGAAAGAAGACGGGUCGCUGUUUUGUGAAAUGCAGCCCAUCCGAGCGUCGCCUGUGUUGACCGAGUACCGCAACAAGUGCGAAUUUUCGAUUGGCAUGGGUCAUGAUGGCUCUCGCAACAUGGUGGGAUUUCUGCUUGGUGCCUUCAAGAAUGGCUUUUUCUCUCUGGCGCCUGUCGAUGAGUGCCUCCACGUCUCUCCCAUUGCCAAGCGUGUGGCGUCGGCCAUGCAGACCUUCCUGAACACAGAGUCCAAGGCAGAUGGCUACGACAAGGUGACUCAUGAAGGCUUUUGGCGCCAAAUUCUGGUCCGCGACUCUACUCUUGGCGAGCUUCUCGCUGUUGUCCAGUACGCACCGUUCGCCGAUUCGGCUGCCACACAGACCGAGCUGGACAAGCUGCAUCAAUACUUUCUCAAGCUGAAGCAAGACCGCACUCUGCCGCUCACCACGUUGAUGACCCAGGUAUGGUGA
Messenger RNA from Capsaspora owczarzaki ATCC 30864, 1182 nucleotides. RefSeq lists its product as hypothetical. Gene Ontology annotation, molecular function: nucleic acid binding. Bases 1 to 1182 code for a protein of 393 amino acids. The record is from RefSeq and is a predicted model, not a curated record. NCBI's taxonomy places the organism in Eukaryota, Filasterea, Ministeriida, Capsasporidae. The transcript has 8 exons.